Messenger RNA from Gadus morhua (Atlantic cod), 4252 nucleotides. It is a transcript of the gene elmo2, whose product is annotated as engulfment and cell motility 2. Lineage: Eukaryota; Metazoa; Chordata; Actinopteri; Gadiformes; Gadidae. Bases 196 to 2367 code for a protein of 723 amino acids. Gene Ontology annotation, biological process: cell motility; actin filament organization. The transcript is spliced from 23 exons. The record is from RefSeq and is a predicted model, not a curated record.
UUGUGGCCCGCCUACAAGGCGUGGUGUUGUAUCCCAUUUCCUAAACUAUUUCAUUGGAGGGGGGAUCCUAAAACAGCAUCUAUGGCCGAGCUCGAGGGGAAGCUGACACAAUGUUUUUUACAGCAACGCUCUGAGAUUGAUUAAUCAACUCAUCACCUUUCAAUUAGGGUCCUGUAAACAAAUAAAACAGCAGUGAUGCCGCCCCCAUCUGACAUUGUGAAAGUUGCAAUUGAAUGGCCUGGUGCCAAUGCGCAGCUUAUUGAGAUCGACCAGAAAAAGCCUUUGUCUUCAAUUGUGAGGGAGGUAUGUGAUGGGUGGUCGCUGUCUGGGGCAGAGCAGUUUGCCCUCCGAUAUGCAGACGGGCCCCAGCUCUACAUCACAGAGCAGAGUCGGUGUGACAUCAAGAAUGGAACCAUCCUGCGCUUAGCCAUUUCUCCUGCCCGUGCAGCUCGUCAGUUGCUUGAAAGGAUCCAGUCCCAUGGCAUCGACGCGCGCCUGGAGGCCCUGAAGGAGCUGGCCAAGCUCUCCGCCGACCCCACCUUCGCCGCCGAGUUCAUCACCAUGGAGGGCAUUGGCACGCUGGCCCGGCUCGUGGAGAGUGGCACUCACUUUGGCGAGAUGCUGGCGUUCACACUCACAGCCUUUCUGGAGCUGAUGGAUCAUGGCAUAGUUUCCUGGGACCUUCUUUCCCUCUCCUUCAUAAAACAGAUCGCGGGCUACGUGAACCAGCCCAUGGUGGACGUGUCCAUCCUGCAGCGCUCGCUGGCCAUCCUGGAGAGCAUGGUGCUCAACAGCCACAGCCUGUACCACCGCGUGGCCCAGGAGAUCACCGUGGGACAGCUCAUCGGCCACCUGCAAGUGUCCAACCAGGAGAUCCAGACCUACGCCAUCGCCCUCAUCAACGCUCUGUUCCUGAAGGCCCCCGAGGACCGGCGACAGGCGGAGUGUACUAACCCACUGGAUCAGCAGCUCACUGAGAUGGCGAGCACUCUGGCUCAGAAACACCUGCGCUCCAUCAUCCUCAAUCAUAUCAUCAGAGGAAACCGGCCAAUCAAAGCAGAGAUGGCCCAUCAACUUUAUGUUCUUCAGGUGCUGACCUUUAACCUUUUGGAAGAACGUAUGAUGACCAAGAUGGAUCCGAAUGACCAGGCUCAGAGAGACAUCAUCUUCGAGCUGCGCAGGAUUGCGUUUGAUGGAGAGAAUGACACGGGGGGCACAGAGAAGAGGAAGGCCAUGUACACAAAGGACUACAAGAUGCUGGGCUUCACCAACCACGUGAACCCCGCCACGGACUUCACCCAGACGCCCCCCGGCAUGCUGGCCCUGGACAACAUGCUGUACCUGGCCAAGCUGCACCAGGACACCUACAUCAGGAUCGUCCUGGAGAACAGCAGCCGCGAGGACAAGCACGAGUGUCCGUUUGGCCGCUGCGCCAUCGAGCUGACCCGCAUGCUGUGCGAGAUCCUGCAGGUCGGAGAGCUCCCGAAUGAAGGCUGCAACGACUAUCACCCCAUGUUCUUCACCCACGACCGGGCCUGGGAGGAGUUCUUCUGCGUCUGCAUCCAGCUGCUCAACAAGACAUGGAAGGAGAUGAGGGCGACGGCGGAGGACUUCAACAAGGUGAUGCAGGUGGUGCGGGAGCAGAUCACCAGGGCGCUGGCCAUGAAGCCGGCCUCCCUGGACCAGCUGAAGAGCAAGCUGCGCAGUCUGAGCUACUCUGAGAUCCUGCGUCUCCGCCAGACGGAGAGAAUGAGCCAGGAUGAUUUCCAGUCUCCACCCAUCAUUGAGCUGCGGGAGAGGAUCCAGCCCGAGAUCCUGGAGCUCAUUAAGCAGCAGCGCCUCAACCGCCUGUGCGAGGGAAGUUGUUUCCGCAAGCUGGGGAACCGCCGGCGGCAAGAGAAGUUCUGGUUCUGCCGCCUCUCCCUGAACCACAAGGUGCUGCACUACGGGGACCUGGACGAGUCCCCACAGGGGGAGGUUCCCUUUGAGCUGCUCAGCGACAAGAUUCACGUGUCAGACGUAAAGUCCGUGGUUACGGGGAAGGACUGCCCACAUAUGAAAGAGAAAAGUGCGCUGAAACAGAACAAGGAGGUGCUGGAGCUAGCAUUCUCUGUUUUCUACGAUCCUGACGAGACGCUGAACUUUGUAGCGCCAAACAAAUAUGAGUACUGCAUUUGGACCGACGGGUUGUGUGCGCUGCUGGGCAGAGAGAUGAGCAGUGACCUGACACGCAGCGACCUGGACACUCUCAUCAACAUGGAGAUGAAGCUCCGCCUCCUGGACCUGGAGAACAUCACCAUUCCCGAAGCCCCGCCCCCUGUGCCAAAGGAGCCCAGUUCAUACAACUUCACCUACAACUACAGUUGAGGUGUGCGUGCAGGAGUGUGUGUGUGUGUGUGUGUGUGCGUCCGUCUGUCUGUGCGAGUGUGUUAUUUGUGUGCAUGAGUAUAGUAGGUACGGGCAUACUCUAGUUCGAGAGUAGAUAAAUAUAAAGUCAAAAAUAAUUGUGUCUAUUUUUAGCUACAUCACAGGACUAUUUUGUUUAGCCCUUGAUACUGCAUUCUAGCUUCAUGAUUAUAUUCUAUUUGUAUCUGAGUAAUUAGCUUUUACAUUCUUAAAAAAUGCUGCCAAGGAGAUGUGGUAGGUGUAGUCAUUUGUGGGUUAUUCACCUUGGCCUCCAUAUUCGACAAAAUAUAUUGUGCAACAGUUAGCGAGUGACUGACAUUCCAUUAUCGGUAGAUUAUAUAAAAAGCCCAUGUUUGUCAGAGACAUUUCUGAAAAAACAAGUAAUGGACAACUAAAAGCCUACUCACCAGAUUAAUCACAAGUAACCUUGAAGUAUUAAUCCUUGAUAAGGAAUCAAAUUUAAACCAAGAAUUUCAAAAGCUACAUUCCUAUUAUGUAUAUGUGUGUGUGUGUGUGUCCGUGAAUCAAUUUGUGCCAAUUCAGAUUUAAAGAUUUUGUCUUUAAAAAUAGAACAAAGUAUUGCCUGCUUUAAAUAAUCGGCAAAAAAUAAUCCAUACGGUACUUAUCCAUAAGGAAAAUAUUGUCUAAAUCAGUCAUAACACUAUAAAACCUGUUUUUUCUCGCAAAAAACACAGCCUUAGCAGUAAUAAUGUCUAUAUAUUUCAAAACAUUUUUUGUGAUAGUUAUGCGUUUUUCUCACUGCAUUUUGUUACUCCAUCUGGUGUGCCCUCACAACAAAAAAAAAAACUUCUCACGCUUCUAAUGCUAAAAUAUUCUGCUCAGUCGUUUUUUUAAUGGAGUCUUCAGGCCUCUUUAAUUAUCAUCUUUUUUUUAAAGUUCAUAUCAACGAAGACCAUUUCCCCAGCCUUGCCUUAGUACAAGUGCUGCAAGUAAAAUGUCGGAAAUGUGUUUCAUAAACAUGAAAAAGCUCGCAUUUUUGCAUUUCAAGCAGUCUUGAUGGUGUGCGUAAAAACGUAAAACUAUAUUUCAUUUGAUUUUUAUAAUUUCAAUAUGUUUAUUGCGUAUUUUUCGUGUUGUAUUUGUGUUACUUUUAUCUUCGAUGGGUAUUCAUUGCGAGUGGAUAUUGUCAUUUCAAAUGCAGAAUAUAAAUAUAUUUUUAUAAACUAUUGUGUAACUUUGCCGGCUGUGAAACAAAAUUGAUAAUGACGUAGUCACACUGGUCCAUUUAGUCAACCCUCGGUACGGCCUCAGUAACGGCAGACAUGUCGUCUCAUGGGGACAGUUUAUAUGUAUUGGCAUUUAUUAUUUGUUGAAAAAAGUAAAAUCAUGAAUGUCACGUGUUUCAAUAAUAAUAUGACCGGUUGACCUUUUCCAGGUAACAAAAAUUUGAAGUAAAUAAUGCCUUUUACUGCUGAUCCUGUGGCAGCGCUAGUGAGUUCUCUUUGAAAAGUGUAUGAUUUCAUGUGGCAGGUGGUGAUGUAUUUUGUAUUUUAUUUUUAUCUUUUGUAUUUUAUUUUGCUCCUCAAAUGUUGAAGCUGCUAUCAGAAUAGUGUACAGCAACAGCUAUAAUUCAUCAGUAACCACCAACAAACGUUUGUUGUUGCGCUGGAUGUACUAACUCUGGACACUUGGAGGUCUGAGCAUCUUGCUUGACCCGCUAAACCACUUAUAGCUACUUGCUAGUGCUAGUUACAAAUGACGUGUUGUAAAGUACAAAAUAACAACAUUCAAUCUAAAUAUGUUUUUCAUAAUUAGAUACCUGUAUAUAUAGUGUGUUACUUCAUUGAAACAUGUAUGUGUGAAUAAAUACAAAGUCUAACUAAUA